AGCACCUGGAAAGGGGCUGAAGUCAAGAAAAAGCCCCAAAAAGAGACCUGGAAGCAUCCAUCGGGGCUCGAGUGUCUCUUGCUCUCAGCAGCUUUGGGGUGAUACCCCCGAAUGCCAGCCCAAGCCAUGAAGGUGAUGUUCCUGCUGCUGCUUGUUCUCCUCGUGGCGUCCCACGCUGCCACAGUGCCAGACACUGUCAUGUGUCGGAAGAUCAAAGGCGAGUGCUCGUUCUUGCUGUGUUCCUUGUUCAAGAGAUCCAUCGGUACCUGCUACAAUGGCCUGGCGAAGUGCUGCAUACCCUUGUGAUGACCAUCCGUGGUCCAUGUCGGGGCUGGUGGCUUUGGUAGGGUCAGCAGCAGUGACACCCGCAGUGUAAUGUUGUCCGGCUUUACUUGGCUGCUGUUUGUGGUGCUGUCUAUCCCUGGAGCUGGUGGAAGUCACUUUUGCCACUUGGGUGUCCCAAAGAGAGCACAAGGGGGAGUUCCCACCUCUAAGAGGCUUAUUUGGGAAAGGAGUUCCUGUUAUGGCCACCUCAGAGGUGGAGGUGCAGAGGGCUUGUGCCAGUCAAGCCUCAGAGGUCACAGUACAGCCCUGGGGAACCUUCUCCAGCUCUUGGACUUCCACCCUGCCCUUUCUACCAACCAAUGUCGAAGGGCUGCAGGAUGAGGACACCUUUGGAGCCUCAUUGCUCUCCUCCCACCUUGUCCCCACCUGCAAUUUGUCUCUCCACCUUCAUCCUCGCCAGCUGGCUCCUGCGUGGUGAGGUCUGAUUCAGUCCCAGCUCCUCUCCAGGUCUGGCCAACUCUCAUUUGGUCUCUGUUGUGAUACAGCAAGGGCUGGACACUGAAGUCUUCUGCUCUCAUCCAGACUCUGACAAAUAUCUCAGCCUUACAGUAUGUGAGUGAUUUGUGCUCCUUUUCUCUUCUCUAGCAUGUAUUCACCACAUCCAGAGAGUCCGGUCUGCAAAUUAUCUGAGUUGUGUAAAUAUCUAAUAAAGCGUGGGUAUAGAGGCCAAGCUUCUUAAGCCAUUAA
Molecule: messenger RNA, 1032 nt
Organism: Oxyura jamaicensis (ruddy duck)
Lineage: Eukaryota; Metazoa; Chordata; Aves; Anseriformes; Anatidae
Product: gallinacin-14-like
Exons: 3
Coding region: 112-306 (64 amino acids)
Biological process (GO): defense response to Gram-positive bacterium; innate immune response in mucosa; defense response to Gram-negative bacterium
Cellular component (GO): extracellular region
Molecular function (GO): CCR6 chemokine receptor binding
Source: RefSeq, a predicted model, not a curated record